Alternaria ethzedia is the source of this 642-nucleotide messenger RNA. RefSeq lists its product as uncharacterized. The record is from RefSeq and is a predicted model, not a curated record. The transcript is spliced from 4 exons. NCBI's taxonomy places the organism in Eukaryota, Fungi, Ascomycota, Dothideomycetes, Pleosporales, Pleosporaceae. The coding region runs from base 1 to 642 and encodes 213 amino acids.
AUGGUGUACUACUUCUCAUCCAACACGGUUUCACCGUCGGCCUUCAUCUAUGUCGGCAAAGACAAGGUUGAGAACGAAGAGCUUAUCAAAUACGGCUGGGACGAAGAUGUCUGGUUUCACGCCGACAAUCUCUCUUCGGCCCAUAUCUACGUCCGGUUACCCGAGGGCGAAGACUGGGAAAACAUGAGCAAAGAGUUGCUGGUGGACUGCGCCCAACUAACCAAGGCGAACAGUAUUGAGGGCAACAAGAAAGAUAACGUUACGAUUGUGUAUACGCCUUGGAGCAACCUGAAGAAAGAUGGGAGUAUGGCUGUAGGUCAAGUUGGGUUCAAGGAUCAGCGCAAGGUGAAGCGCAUACAUGUGGAGCAGCGAGAAAAUCCUAUUGUCAACCGUCUUAACAAAACAAAAGUUGAGAAGUACCCCGACCUAAGAGAGGAGCGAGAAGUAAGGCGGGCGGAGUUGAGGAAGCGAGAUCAGAGUGCUCUGCAAGCCAAGCGCAAAGAAGAAGCCCGUAUAGCCAAGGAGCGCAAGGAGCUUGCGUGGCGGAGAGAUCAUGCCUACGACGAUGUCAUGACAGAGGAGAGUCUGGAGCAAAACUCCAACGAGAACCGCGAUGAGAACUUCCUCGACGACUUCAUGUGA